UUGAACGCAACACGGGUUGUAACCACCAUCACAGUCAGUGGCUCAUCAUCCCCCACCAAGGUGUUUAGGCAGUUACACCCAUUCUCACCUUGCGUUUAUUUUAACCUUUUUGAUACAUAUUUCUGCUUGACAUCUCGGGGGUUCGGCAGCAUGAAGGGAAUCCGGGUUUUCGCGCUUAUCUUGGUGGUUUCCGUGUCUCUGCUGUGCACAGCCGAAGCGGCCAGGAGCAGGACCAGCAACCAGAACAGCUUCCGACGGGCAGCGAACGUCAUCUACCAGACCCUCAGCAGUGUUUUCGGAGAAGACAACAUCAGAGGGUUAUACAAGUUUUUCUCAAAAACCACGGAGAGGUUUGUCCAUGGAGUGGACUCUUUUCUUGACACCAUCUGGAAGAUCUGGUCAGAUUUGCUGGAUGUGAUGGGCAUUGACUCCUCUAACCUGAGCCACUACUUCAGCCUCACAUCCCUCACCAACACUCCGGCCCGCGCCCUGCUCCUGGUGGCAGCUGUUCUUGUGGCCUACUGGUUCCUCACAAUGUUCCUGGGGGUUUUCUUUUACCUUCUGCACGGUGUGUUCGGCCGCUUCUUCUGGUUGGCACGUGUCUUGCUCUUCGCCCUGUCCUCCCUGUACAUCCUGCAGAAGUUUGAGGGUGACCCUGAGCGUGCGGUGCUGCCUCUUUGCUUCAUCAUGGCUAUGUACUUCAUGACAGGGCCUGUGGGAGCGUACUGGCGCCGGGGAGGAGGGGCAGGUUCACUGGAAGAGAAAAUCGACCACCUGGACACUCAGAUCAGGCUGCUGAACAUCAGGCUGAGCCGCGUCAUAGACGGCCUGGAACGCACCGCGGAUCAGUAGGUAGCAGCGAGCAGGGAGGGAGGGGAUAUUUUACAAGCUGCUGCAGUUGAUGUCCGUGUGUUUCCUGUACACAUCUGCAGCUACGCAACUACUGGGUAUUUAUAACUCUAUUGUAAGAUGGGGGACUAAACUAGAUUUGAAAACAGUAUUUUAUCUGCUUUAGUUGAUUUUAGUCACAGAAUACCUUCAAAUCCUCAGAGGUUUGGACAGUUGACUUGGAGCUUACGCAAAUCAACCAAACAACUAUUUUUGCUUUUAUGAUUGUCUCAAUGAUUGAAAGGUUUUUGCUUAAUUCAAGAGGAAGAUAUAUGACAAUAUAAAAUGUUUUCUAUAUGCUGGUCUAAUACACCUCAGCUACUUUAAGAAACGCCCACUAUUGGGUUUGGAUUUUUGGUAUUUGGAUAAGCGUUGUCAAUGCUUUUCCUAGAUCAGGAAUCAUCUUAUGUAUAUUUGUUUGUUUCUAUCCUUGUGAAUAACCUGGGGUUUAAGAUUCUUACACAGGUGUCCACAAGCAUUUCCCCCUUUUUAAAACUAUUGAAGUAGCGAAGGGUUUGGCGGUAUGAUGCGAGGGACCGAUACAAACAUUGUAUUUCUAAAACGUUAAAAAUCUCAAGACUUUAGAUAGUUGGUUUAUAGUAAGAUUUAUUUCAUUCUCCAUCCGAUAAAAACAUGUAGAUCUAGUUGGAAGUCACCGUCCCAUAGUGGCAAUAGUUUGACGUCAGGACCUCUUUUUCAUUGUGUGUUUGUAAAUGUGAAAAGGAGCAUGAGCAAACACAUCUGGGUGACCUACUUGAAUGUGUGUGCAAAUGCAUUUGUGUAUGUGUUUGUAUGUGUGUGCGUUUCAAGCUUGUGAAAUGGAAAAGCACUGUCACCAUCAGACCAGCAGAAAAUGCAGACAGGCAGCAAUAUCUCAGGGACUCAACCAACGCAUAUAGAAUUGGAAAAGAGAUAUCAAGUGUUUUAAAAUCACGUCUUGGUCCAUUUGAGUCAAUGCUUUUUCAGAUAUGAUUUAAAAUCUGUUUCAGUAAGUUACAAAACAUAUUGAGAAAUCUGGUGUGCAGUCUGUGUUCUUGCUUAAUGUUGAAAUUGCAGAGAUUGGUUCAUGUAUGAUGUCAAGACCAAACCCACCUUUUUGAUACUAUCAUGGACUUGUGGCAGGGAUUUUAAGUGCAGCUAGUGGUAAAUAGUCUGUUUCAAAUGUGGGGAAACAUUGGUAAGAUUAAAGUUUGAAUCAAAUUAUCAAGACAAAAUAAUUUGGAGAAAAAAAAAAUCUACUUUUGAGUCAAAUGUCUUUUUGAAUGAGGAUUUAUUUUUGUGUAAAUUGUGUGAAAUUCUCAACCUGGUUACAAAAUACAUUAGGUGUAGUGCCUUUUGAUCCUGUGGCAAAAAUACAAACAUGUAUUAUACAACUCAAUUUGACUAUGAAGCUGUACAUUAUUUAAAUUGUUUCACGUUAGUAUGUAAUGAAUGAUCUUACUGGUAACUUAAUGAAAGAUUUACAACCAGCUGACUGAUGCUUACAGUAUAUCAUUGUACUAAAACUGCUCUCUACACAGGUGUUUAGUACUGUAGCUAGCUCGUUAGGCUUUUAUGUCUUUCUUACUUCUGCCAAUAUAUUUUUAAGUAUUUCUCAUCAUGUGCCGUCCUAAAAAGACUGGGAUGCUAUGCUUCUCUUUGUUUUAUUCUGUAUAUCUUCAUCUUUUCAUCUACCCUUGGCAGAGCUUUUUGAUAUUUCAAUUCUUAGAAUCUGCACUUUGUAAAUGCAUGUUUUAUACAAAAGUGACCCUAAUACUGUGCACAUUUUGGGACUUUUUUUUCGCUUUUCAGUUGUUUAAGGAAGAUUGACUAACAAAGGACAUGUCAUACAGACACCUAGCGCUGUGGCUAUGUCUCAGCACAUUCAGAUAAUUACCAAUGUAUUAGACCUAUUGCCUAUCAUCCUGUCUUGAAAUUAAGUCCACAAAAUGCAACAAAAAAGUGUGUAUCAAAUUAUUGAAAAUCUCACCUCAAGCAACCAGUUCCAUCAUUGCAGUAACUCCCCCCGGUAGCCCAUAUAGCCAGAGUAAUCUAGGAUUUCUUGCAUGCUGAUUUAGUACUUCUAAUGUUUUGUUGCAUUGUUGUUGACUGCUUAGGUAGAGGACCAUUCCAAAAUGUGAUUUGUGAUGAGUUUGAUAAGUGAAUUAUUUUAGGGAUAUGUAUUAUGAGUCUUUUUUCAACUUUUGCACUGAUGCUGUACUGUAUAGACCAAAUGAUCAAACAUGUGGUCUAUAUUUUAUAAGACCUAACUGUAUCAUGUAUGAUAUUAAAGGAUGGUAUUCACCUAGUUUUUAAAACGAUCAUGGCCCUAAAGUUAGGAUGUUGAGCGCUUCUUAUUGGGUGUUGUCUUUUAGACACUGAAAACUGAAGGAUGUUGACUCAAAUGAGUUGUCUCUGGCAACAAAAACAUGUUAGUUUGUGAGACAAAAAACAGCUUAAACACAGAAAAAUACAUUGCAACUACAGUAGCUGCAGGCCUGCUCAUGUACCACUUUACAUGUUCACGUGGUGUUGAAAGAUGCCAGUGGAUCUUUCUGUUGACAUCUCUCAAUAAUGUAUUAAAUACUGCGUCCAGAUUAUAUUUAUUCUCUGAUGAAACUGCCUGAUGAAUGGCUAGUAAUUCUGUUAUUGUACUGUAUCCUACUUUUAGCUAUGAUUCCAUGUGGCCUGUUUUAGAAUGCUGUGCCAAUUAUGUAUAUUUUUGUUGAUUUCAAUGCAAUUUAUGUAUGUUUGUUUUUAUUUCAUCAAUAUGUUUAGAUCUGGCAAGCACCGAACUGUUCUGCUUGCUGUUGUCUGUGUCUUGGCUAAAUGGUUCUUUUUUUGUCAGUGAAAAUGAGGUCCAGAUUUGAAUAAAUUACACCACAGUAUGACAAA
Molecule: messenger RNA, 3762 nt
Organism: Trematomus bernacchii (emerald rockcod)
Lineage: Eukaryota; Metazoa; Chordata; Actinopteri; Perciformes; Nototheniidae
Gene: bri3bp
Product: bri3 binding protein
Exons: 3
Coding region: 151-852 (233 amino acids)
Cellular component (GO): mitochondrion
Source: RefSeq, a predicted model, not a curated record